CUGCUGUCCGCCACAAUUAUCUGUCAGUGUGGGGGAAACUGGCGCAGAGAAUUGCGCAUCCUGCUUAUCUCUCUUUCUUUUUCUCUUUUCUUUUCUUUUUUUUUUUUUUACAAAGAAGUAAAAAUAAUGAUAAUUGAUUGUAUCUUUUAUUGAUUGGAUAUUGUAUUUCAGCCCAACCAAAACUACAUGUAUAGACAUGCUUGCAGCGCAGAGGAGCGACACUUUCCAGGGAAGGAUCCGCUUGGACAGCUUUUACGCAUCGCACAUCUUGGAGCGUCGGUUGAGAUUACAGUGAAAUAAAAGGUCUACAGCGUUACUGCGCCCUGCGUGCGGGCCGUAUAUAUCCAUAAUGAGGUACGGAUCUGUGAUCGUUUCUGCUGGGUGCACAGCUUUGCUCAGUUUCUGCCUCCUCGCAGUGGCAAUUGGGACUGACUACUGGUACAUCAUCGACGUGAAUAAACCCAACCACACAGACUCAGACGACCUGAGUUCUCAUUCUGGACUGUGGAGGAUUUAUGGAGCAAACAGUAGUUCGGUCAUCCCUUCUUUCACGGCAAACAUGUCCAGCCUGUCAGAGGUGGAAAGGCACCUUCUCGGCUUACACAAGGUGGUGGUCAUCCUGCUGCCCCUCAGCCUGGUCAUGCUGGUGUUUGGCUGGAUCUUUGGUCUUGUCAGUUCGUUGGCCCGCAGCCCGAAAUUGUUGGCCGGAUCAGCAACACACCUUCUCCUCUGCAGUUUUUUCACCCUGUGCGGCGUCAGCAUCUACAUCAAAUAUUCAAACCGGGCCAUGGAGGAGUUCCAGCAGAUCGUGUCCCCGGGGGACCUCGCCUAUGUGCACGUGUCCUUCGGCUGGUCCUUGGCCUUGGCCUGGCUCUCCUACAGCCUUGAGGUGACCACCGGGCUGCUGCUCAUGCGCGCCGCUGCAAUAACUCAUAUGAAGGGACGUUAUGACUCUGGAGUGGCUAUUGCCAUGUUAUAGAAGGAGUGAGUGAAGAAGAAAAAAAAGCCUUGAGGUUGGAUGGUAUUUUGUUGCUUUUAAAAUGUAUUUAUUUCCUGUAGUGAAAUAGAGCAGUAUUCAUUAUUUUGCAUUUGCAGUUCUGUCCAAGUUUGCAGCAAAAAGUAUAAUGUCUUUUCCGUGAAAUGUGUCUUGAAACAUGUUUUUAAUUUAUUGAACGCAGCUUCAUCCGCAGCCCAACUGCAAACUGCAUGUCAAUAUGAACAAAGGCAAACUGUGCGUUUCAGUCGUAUGGGGUAAUUUUUUCUUUUGAUGUGUGUCAGAUAGGCUUUUCUACUCGAGGAGUAAAUCUGUACCACUACUACACCCAUUACACCUACUACACCCACAUAUAUAUGUAUUUAUAUAUAUACAUACAUAUAUAUGGUUUACUGCUGAUUCUGCAGCAGAAAAACACCAUGCAACGGAGACACCUACACUCCAGCAUAGUCACAGGUGCUAGAGUUUGUUGUAUUUCAUAAUACAGCUGCUGCAUUGUUGCUCCAUUUUCUGGAGUAAUUUCCAUUUCACGGCUUUUGAAGAGCAUUUAGCGUUUGAUCAAUGUAAUUGUUAUGACAAUGUUGGCUGCAGAGUAUUAUGGAUUUUUAAGGAAAUACAAAACAUAAUAGUUCAGCCCUUUUGCUUACAACAAUCCUGCUGGUAAAUUCUUUAAUCACAGGAACCGGGCUGAGGAUAAGUGCACUCUUGAGGAUCCCUCAAGCAGUUUUCAGCAGAACAAAAUAUGCUCAUAGUUGCUGUCAGCUUUGCCGUAGUUAACAGCUACAUAUUGUAAUGAUCUGCCUGUGCUGUACAAAAUGAGACUUCUGCUCUCUGCAUACUGAAAGUAAAAAAGCGCUGUAACCAUGAAAAAA
Messenger RNA from Hippoglossus stenolepis (Pacific halibut), 1866 nucleotides. Its product is annotated as transmembrane protein 235. The coding region runs from base 350 to 979 and encodes 209 amino acids. Lineage: Eukaryota; Metazoa; Chordata; Actinopteri; Pleuronectiformes; Pleuronectidae. Gene Ontology annotation, cellular component: apical plasma membrane. The record is from RefSeq and is a predicted model, not a curated record. The transcript has 4 exons.